Tilletiopsis washingtonensis is the source of this 1761-nucleotide messenger RNA. RefSeq lists its product as hypothetical. Gene Ontology annotation, molecular function: protein binding. NCBI's taxonomy places the organism in Eukaryota, Fungi, Basidiomycota, Exobasidiomycetes, Entylomatales. The transcript has a single exon. The record is from RefSeq and is a predicted model, not a curated record. Bases 1 to 1761 code for a protein of 586 amino acids.
AUGGUCGACGAUCCGGCGCCAUCCGGCUCCAGCGCCGGCGCCUCGCCGCCCGCGACGCCGCCAGCGUCCCAGGAGCUCGAUGCCGGCACGCCCGACACCUCGCUGAGCCGCACGCCCAAGGCCUCCGACGACAACAAGACCGCCGCCGCACAGCCGGCCGCGCCGCCGCCGACGCCGCUGGGACCGGCACCGCUGCAGCUUGGCGGGCCCUGCCUGCGCAGCCGCAGCGACAGCCACGCCUUCCGCGCCGAGCCGGCGGACGCCGUCUCGCCGCCGGGGCCGCCGCAGGUGCAGGGCGUGCCGCUGCCGCAGAUCGUCGCGCGCCUGCACCGCCUCGCGCCGUACUUCUGGACGCGGCCAGAGACGUCCGACCUCGUCGUGCUCGUGCCGCUCAGCGGAGCCAUCGCGCCCGGCGGCGUGCCGACGACGCCGCUGCGCCGCUCGCCGCUGCCGGCGCGCGGGGCGGCGGCGCCAAGAAGGCCCUCCGCCGUGUCGCCGCAAAAGACGCCGUGGAUCGACCAGCCGGGCCAGUCGAGCCGCCUCUUCGGCCGGCGGCGGAGGGGCAUGGCAGCCGACGGCGAGCCGGCGGCAAGCGACGCCGCGCGGCGUGCCUCGGACGCCAUGUCGGACCUGUCGACGGAGCCGGGCUCGCCGCAGCUUCCGUCGUCGGCGUCCACGGCGCCCUCCUCGGCGCAGACGCAGCUGUCGCGUGCCAGCGCCAGCAAGUGGCCCACCGCGAUGGCAGCAGCAGAGCCCCAAGCACCGCCGACAAGCUACCUCGAGCAGCGGCGCGCCUCUGCGCCCGGCCUGUCGGAGAAGCCAGGCAGCAAGGCGCCGGCACCGUCCGCCGGCGACGCCGUGCACACGCCGUCCCUGCCCCUGACGAAGCUCACCUUCCGCGUGCACGCCGACUACCUCACCACGCAGAGCUCGCUCUUCCGGCGCAUCCUGGCGGACACGACUCCCGCCUCGGCGCCCGGCUCGCCGGCGCGCGGCGACGACGCCGGGCCCGGCCGGCCGCGCCUCUCGCGCUCGCACGACGGCCUCGCGCCCGUCGUGCUGCUGCCGCUGCCCGAUCCCGUCGCCUUCUCCGCCAUCCUGCACUACCUCUACUUUGGCGACUUUGACGCGCUCGCCGCGGCGAUGGACUCGGGCGGCGUGCGCUGGGAGGGCGUCGUGUCGACGGCCGAGACGAUCGGCUGCGACCAGGAGCUGAAGCGCAAGCUUGGGCGCUACUGGCGCGCGCGCAUGGCGCUCAGCUCGCCGGCCACGGGCUCGCCGCGCGUCCUGGCGUCUUCGCCCCGCUCGCGUUCGCUGCACGUACCCGAGACGCCCUCGCGUGAAGGCUUGGUGCCCAGCUGGCUCGCGCACAAGGCGCAGUCGGCGACUCUCUCGCGCAGCGCCAGCCUCGCGGCAGAGGGCAGCAAGCGGCGCCGGCAGGACACCGACGACGAGGACGCCGUGAUGAGCGAGGCGGCCUCUAUGCACGACGUCGGGCCGCCGCUGCCGCCGCACGCGCACAAGGCACGGCGCAUGUCGCGCGACGAGACGGGCGUCGCGGGCGCGCUCGAGCGCGUGCAGAUCGAGACCGCUGCCACGUCGCCGCCGGCAGCCGUGCCGAGCUUCGUGUCGGGGCUCAUGCGCCGGCGAGAGGGCCAGCGGACACUCACCGAGGCGGGGCGCCGCCGCAGCAACACCUGGACCGCCAGCGCCGGCGGGCCGCCGCGGCGCGCCCGCAGUGCGCAGCCGCCGCCGUCGUAG